AACCCUCUUUUUGCAUCUCAGUGAUGCUGAUCUCCUCCAGCCUCUUUCAGCCAUGUCCUGUCCAUAAACACUUGCAUUACAGUUGGCUGUACAUCAUUGCUCCCGACUGGCAACCUGGUAAUGAUAGUAGUUGGCUAGGGGCAGACUGACCAUUGGAGAACUCGGGCACUGCCCGAGGGCCCGGGGUCAGUAGGGGGCCCCAUGAGAUGCUUUUUUGGGUGUGGUUUGAGUGUGGGCGAGGACACAGGGGCCCCAUAAUCCCAUAUUGCCUGGGGGCCCCAUGA
Molecule: messenger RNA, 284 nt
Organism: Staurois parvus
Lineage: Eukaryota; Metazoa; Chordata; Amphibia; Anura; Ranidae
Source: the annotation of a GenBank genome assembly